Phytophthora infestans T30-4 is the source of this 645-nucleotide messenger RNA. RefSeq lists its product as uncharacterized. NCBI's taxonomy places the organism in Eukaryota, Oomycota, Peronosporomycetes, Peronosporales, Peronosporaceae. The transcript has 2 exons. The coding region runs from base 1 to 645 and encodes 214 amino acids. Gene Ontology annotation, biological process: proteolysis. Gene Ontology annotation, molecular function: cysteine-type peptidase activity. The record is from RefSeq and is a predicted model, not a curated record.
AUGUUUUGGGAGCCACUUCAGGAGAGAAGGGACUACAUUCUAGAGCAAAUUAAGGAGUUACCCCUUCGUUUAUUCUCCGUUGGAAAAGAGGCUAUCGAUGGAUACCGUUUGCUCAGCUUUCGACGAAACCAAUGGCUCAGCACGACAGCCAUGAUAACAACAAUGAAAGUGUUGGCUGAGAAGUACACUGACGUCGGUGUGGUGAGUCCCUCCUUUCGCGAGCCGAAGGAACCCGACCGAAAGAGAAUAGUCGCAAAUGCUUAUAAGGCAUUCACACCCACCAAGAGCAAGUUGAUUGGGGCGCUAAACUACGAUGGAGCACACUGGGUAGCCUUCUUCAUUGACGUGGGGGAUCGGGUCUGCAUACUCUUUGAUCCACUACAAGAGGAUAUGAACUACGCAAAAAUUAAAGCAAGCAUCAAGGAAGUGGUGGAGCCUCUGUUGCCUGUAAAUACCGAGCUGACGUACGACAACUACACUUCGUGCUUUCAGCAGGACAGCGACAACUGUGGAUUGUGGUGCCUCAUUGUUCUUGAGCUAAGUUUAACUGGUAUGCCAUGGCACAAGGGAUUGUACAAGCUGGUCCCGUAUCUGCGACUGCGUUUCCUGAGCCUGUGCUUGGGCUACGUUGAGGAAAAGCGAUAA